Pipistrellus kuhlii (Kuhl's pipistrelle) is the source of this 2344-nucleotide messenger RNA. RefSeq names its product lysosomal membrane ascorbate-dependent ferrireductase CYB561A3. Lineage: Eukaryota; Metazoa; Chordata; Mammalia; Chiroptera; Vespertilionidae. Gene Ontology annotation, cellular component: lysosomal membrane. The transcript is spliced from 6 exons. The record is from RefSeq and is a predicted model, not a curated record. Bases 483 to 1211 code for a protein of 242 amino acids. Gene Ontology annotation, molecular function: oxidoreductase activity.
UGUCCUACUGGGGAUGGAGCCCACAAUCUGGGCACAUGCCCUUGACUGGAAUCGAACCUGGGACCCUUCAGUCCACAAGCCAAUGCUCUAUCCACUGAGCAACACCAGCUAGGGUUGAGCUUCAGGUUUUUGCUGGUAGAUUUUUUCUUAGCGACAACACUGAGAAUAGUGGAAUACCUCACUUUCACCACAUCCUUACAUUUUCUCACGCCCUCUGACACUGUGGUCAAGGAAAAAACUGGCCCUGAAGCCACCCCGGUAAGGGUUUGAAACUCCCUGCUCUUAGUCCUCUGAGCCUCCGAGUCCUUGUCUGUAAAAUGGGGAGGCGCCCCUCACAGGGCUGUUAGGAGGAGUCUGUUAUCGUGUGCUCGGAGCUGCCUUGUGGAGUUCUGUCCUCACAGCUGUGCCUUUCUGUCUGCUCGGGCUGCCCGCCUCCCAGGCCCCCGCUCCGCAGUGCCCCCGGGUCUGAGGAGCUGGUCGCAAUGGCCGAGGGGCGGUUUUACCUGUUGGUGCUGGCGCUGUCGUCCCUGGGCUCUGUGUGCGUCCUCUUCACCGUCUACUGGAUGUGGAACUGGCACGGCGGCUUUGCCUGGGAUGGCAGCACCCUCAUGUUCAACUGUCACCCGGUGCUCAUGGUGGCUGGCAUGGUGGUGGUCUACAGCGCUGCGUCGCUGGUGUACCGCCUGCCCCAGUCCUGGGUGGGGCCCAAGCUGCCCUGGAAAGUCGCCCACGCGUCCCUGCACCUGCUGGCCUUCCUCCUGACGGUGCUGGGGCUGGUGGCCGUGUUCAGGUACCACAACAGCAAGCACAUCGCCAACCUGUACUCCCUGCACAGCUGGCUGGGCAUCACCGCCGUCUUCCUCUUCGCCUGCCAGUGGCUCCUGGGCUUUGCGGUCUUCCUGCUGCCCUGGGCGUCCCUCCAGCUGCGCAGUCUCCUCAAGCCUGUCCACGUCUUCUUCGGAGCCUCCAUCCUCGCUCUGGCCAUGGCAUCUGUCAUUUCCGGCAUCAACGAGAAGCUCUUCUUCAGCCUGAAGAACGCCACCAGGCCGUACUCCAGCCUGCCCGGCGAGGCCGUCUUUGCCAACAGCACCGGGAUGCUGGUGGUGGCCUUCGGGCUGCUGGUGCUCUACCUCCUGCAGGCCUCAUCCUGGAAACGCCCGGAAGUGGGGGUCACGACCGAAGGACAGCCCCUGCUGCGUGAAAGGGAGUGAAGCAAGAAGGGACGCAGGAGCGGCCGGUGCGUCUGGACUCCCUCCGAACCUCUGCUCCACCCGGGGCUCCCACCUCGCUGCCCGCGGGCUGUCGCCGCCACGUGCUGCCUAGUCUCUCCUCUGCACUCCUUCCUGGCGUUGGCUUCUGAGGCCCUCCCUUUGCACAGGCCCCCUGCCCGGCCGCUCACACGCCUGCUCCCAGCUGAGCCGAUUCCCUAGACCCUGGAGGUGGGGGGAGGUCCCAUCAGCUCAGAUGGCUGGACUCAAGCGCAUCUGUAACUUGAACGAGGGGUGACCUGCCUGUCCGCUCUCCCGUGGAACGUGUGCAUGGCCUUUAGGCACCCGCCAUGGCUGGCCCCUGGACGUGAGGCUGGGCGGGAGCUCAGAGUGAAGGGAGGCGGGGGGGGGGCAGAGCAGCUCUGCAAGGAAACUGAGGCGCUGCCUGCUCAUGUCUCGAGUCCACUGUGACCGUGUGGCUCCAUCACUUCCUGGUGCUGCUACAGCUGGGACCUGGAUCCUGGCCUGUCCCCGUCAGGCAGCCCAAGGAGCCUGGGAGCCUGCUGCCCCCAGCUGUCCCGGCGGGGAGGCUGGCAGGGCUGCCUUACUCUCCUUCGCCAGGUUGGGGCCACCACGACACGACCGGCGUUGGGGUGCUUUGUCCCAGCAGAGCCGAGGACCACGGCCACCUUCGCCCGUGUUUUCUGCUGGGCAUGAGCCUCCUGCCCCCACAGUGGCUGCUCGCAGGCCGCAGCCCGCCUUGUGCCUCACGCGAGCCGAGCUUCUUCCGAGGGAUUGGGGGGUGGGAGGGGCCUGGCUCCUCUCCUAGGGGCUGGGGCUUUGGCUUUCCCUGCCUCCUCCAAACGAGUCCUGCUGGGUCCCAGGUGCCACAUGCUGUGCACAGACCAGCAGCAUGCUGCCCGGUGCCCGGUGUCCGGGGUGUGCUUCUUCCUCUCUGGCCCGUGGCGAUGAGGCCGACUGGCCACCGACCCCACAGGCCAGAUGCCGCAGGACUCCGCCGGACCCUCUGGUGGCCAAAGGCUCAAAGCCACUGCAGUGACUGCCAGGCAGCUUGUCACGUGACCCUCCUUACCACCAGGGCAGGCAUUUCACCGGUUUGUAAAGCCUGGUUUUCA